Eremomyces bilateralis CBS 781.70 is the source of this 935-nucleotide messenger RNA. Its product is annotated as DNA-binding protein. The record is from RefSeq and is a predicted model, not a curated record. The coding region runs from base 165 to 935 and encodes 256 amino acids. The transcript has a single exon. NCBI's taxonomy places the organism in Eukaryota, Fungi, Ascomycota, Dothideomycetes, Eremomycetales, Eremomycetaceae. Gene Ontology annotation, cellular component: zeta DNA polymerase complex.
AGUACACAUAACACAAUACACCUUCACCAAGCCUACUAUACCGUCCUUACCGUACUGAGGUAUGUAGGUACACUUUCUUGCAAUCAUAUAGCAAUCAAAAUAUUGCCUUAAUGACCUACACUAGUCAUCUAUCAGCCAGCUAAUCCAGCCCCCUCUCAUCUCCAAUGCCAACCCCCUCCUCCCUCUCCUCCCUUACUACCUCUCACGGCCUCAUCUCCUCCUUCUCUACCUUCCUCACCAUCGCCAUCCACACCAUCCUCUCCGCCCGUGCCGUCUACCCCCCCGCCUCCUUCCUCGCCGCCCGCGCCUACAACCACCCCGUCCGCCAGAACCGCCACCCGCGUGUCUGCGCCUGGAUCACCGACGCCGUGCGCGCCGUCGAGGUGCAGCUGCGCACCGGCGACGUCGCCCGCGUGGUCGUCGUGCUGUUCGCGCCGCCGGGAAGUGGCAGGAGGCAGAGGGCGCUAGAGCGGUUCGUGUUUGAUGUGGGGAGGUUGCCAGUUGUGUCGGCGGGGAAGGGAGAUGCGGUGAUUGUGCGGGAGGGAGAGGAGAUGGGAGACGGGGAGGAGCGAGAUGACGGGGCGGAGAGGCGGAUGAUGGCGGAUCUGGAAGAGGAGUUCCGGGCGGUGAUGGGGAGGUUGAUGGGCUGCGGUCAGCGAUUGGCGCCGAUUCCUGAGGGGUGCACGUUUACGGUGGCGAUGGAGUUGAAGACGGAUGGGAAGGCGCCGGUUGGGCAUCCGCAGGCGUGGAUACCGGCGGAGGGGCCGCUGCAGGCGAGAAGAGAAGGGGAGGCGGGCGGUGGGGAGGAUGGAAGGGUGGUGAGAGGGGGGGAUUUGGAAGGGCAGAAGGUUACGGCGGUGAGAACGGUGGAUGUGGGGGAGAUGGCAUUUGAGAUGUGGAUAGAGGAAGGGAAGGCGAAGUGGGACGACGGAUAG